AUGGUCAAAGAGUUCAUGAAGCUUUGCACGGCAGGAUUGUUUGUGAGUAAGUACGACUUGCAAGACCCAAAGCAGCUCAUCCAAUUUCUCCUGGAUGCAAACAUCGCUUUGGUGCGACUGGAAUAUUUGCAGGAGCUUCUUGCUGCAGGCCGAAGGUUCCUUCGUAGGCAAGAGGCAGAAGGUGAAUUUACAGCAGCUGGCCUUCCGGCACUUGUUCAAGCGUCAGAGCUGCAGAAGGUGGAGAUUGAUCCAAUUGGCAAUAUGAGCAUUUGUGUCAAAGAUCCCUCGCCACAUAGAGUGACUGUGGUGAUAGAGUCCAUCUCUCACGCUUGGGAGAGCAUGGAGCAUCCAGAUCCGCAUGGGUUUCAACUGGACCAGAUCAUCCAGAUGUGUCCUCCUGUCACCUCCACUCGUUCAGUUUGGCUGUUCUAUGAUUUCAUGUCCCUGUAUCAGUACGGUGGCCGAACACCACCACAGGAGGGCUACUUCAGGCAGGCUUUGGAACAGAUGCACACCCUCUACGCCCAUGAAGCCAUCAAAGUGCGAAUUCUGGACGAGCUCACUCCGGAGAUGUGGAAACAUCCAGGAACGGUGAUGGCUUUCUCGGAUCAGGCAGGCGGAGUCAUUGCCGUCUCCAUUGACCAGCUUAGAGCAAAUAGCACCCCUUAUCUGCUGAGAGGGUGGUGCCAAGCUGAACGCCAAUGGUCCCGGCUUCGGAUCUCGUUAGAAGCCUGUGUUCCCAUGCCGCCGGAGCUCUUCCGUCACAGGAUGGAGGAACAGGGACUCCGUUUCACCCACCAUGAUGACAAAGAGACCGUGUUGAAGCUUCAAGCUCAGGUCUUCGCAGAAAAAGUGCGGACCACCAAGCAGCUGAUGGCAGAAAACUUGGAUGAAGAGGCUCUCAACACUCUUUGUGCCGCUUUGCCGUUCUAUGUCGACCUGGAUGAGAUUGUGGUGAAUGGCAACUUAUUGCCAAGGAAUGCAGCUGUGGCAGUUGCCAAAGCAAAUGCUUGCUCCUUUCAGAUGGAGUCCUGCGGGCUCAAAGAUGAAGAUGUCGAAGGCAUUGUGUCAAGCUUGCUUCGUUGCAAAAAAGUAGAGAAACUCAGGCUCGCGCACAAUGACAUCGGGCACAGAGGCCUCCAAGCCUUACGCAAGUUGAAGAAAGCGAAGCCGGAUUUGUACAUUGAUCUUCAACUAGAUGAAGAAGAUGAAGGAGAUGAAUUGCCACAUCAAGAAGGUCCGGGUGACAGGCCAGGUGCAACAACAGGCUUAGGCGCGGAAGCCGAAGGCCUGGCCCAGGACGACCAUCGAGGACGUCUGAGCCAGCAGAAGGGCCUUGCUGAGUUCGGCAAGGUUGAAGCGAAGUUCCGGUCCACCUUUGGGCAGGAGCGUCUGACGCGACAGAGCAUCCUGGCUGCAGCGGACGUGGACUGCGACCAGCACAUCAGUGCCUUGGCGAAAUGCAGCGCUCAAGUGCAGGGAUGGAUCGGCAUUUUGACGGCCAUCGGAUGUCGACUGGAAGGCUCGGAUCUGGAUGAGGAAGGCCAGAAGCUUAGACCGAGUCCACAGGGCGCCGAGCUUCGUCGUUCAGCCCUGCACCGAGCGGCCGAGCAGGGCGAUGCAGCGCAGGUGCAACGCCUCAUCGAAGCUGGAGCAGAUGUCGAACUCCAGGACCAGACGCGCUAUCGCUUCUUGGCAAGCGCUUUCAUCACAGGCUUGGCAGCAGAUUUCAUAGGUUACGAUAGCGGCUAUUUGUGGCCUUUUCCGGCCAAGCGCAAGGUUUCAACUGUACCGGAGAGGCCUGAUGAGAAAUUCGAUGAAAUUCGUGGACUUUUUAUCGCAGGCAUUAAGUCGCUGUGGAAGGAGAGGUGCUUAUGCCCAGGUUCAAGGCCGCUGCACUGGGCAGCUGAGCACGGCCACCUUGACGUGCUGGAGAGACUCCUUGCGGCUAAUGCGGAGGUCGAAGCAGAGAACCACGCAGGCGAGACGCCCUUCGGCCUGGCCAAGACGGAGGGCAAACUGAAGGUGAUGGGCGUGCUUCGUCCCGUUCACGUCCUGCUGAUGAGCGGGGAGGCCGUGUCCUGUGACCCUCGACCCGACCGAACGGUGAGAGAUCUUCGUGAGGAGGUUCUGAAAAAGCUGAAGCUGAAGGACACCGAGAACAUCGAGCUGAUCGCUGAUGGAAAGAAGCUGCGAGACCAACUGACUCUGAGUGAAGCCAAUGUGGAUUAUGGUGGCUCAAUAAGAGAUUGCCCGACAUUUGCUGUUCAGAAACUGGUGCCGAAUGAGAAGCUGACUUCUUUUGACUGGGCCUUGGCCAGCCCUGCCGAAAGGCUUCAUCAUGAGCAUCUAAUGCGCCUGGUCACGACCGAUGGGAGCUACUCUGAAGAGAUCACAGGCAAGUACGACUUGCAAGAUCCACAGCAGCUCAUCCAAUCUCUCUUGGAUGCAAACAUAGCUCUGGUGCGACUGGAAUACUUGCAGGAGCUUCUUGCUGCAGGCCGAAGGUUCCUUCGUAGGCAAGAGGCGGAAGGUGAAUUUACAGCAGCUGGCCUUCCAGCACUUGUUCAAGCGUCAGAGCUGCAGAAGUUGGAGAUUGAUCCCCUUGGCAAUAUGAGUCUCUUUGUGAAGGAUCCCUCACCACGCAGGGUGACUGUGGUGAUUGAGUCCAUCUCUCACGCUUGGGAGAGCAUGGAGCAUCCAGAUCCGCAUGGGUUUCAACUGGACCAGAUCAUCCAGAGGUGUCCCACCAUCACAUCGACUCGGUCCGUAUGGCUGUUCUACGAUUUCAUGUCCCUGUAUCAGUACGGUGGCCGAACACCACCACAGGAGGGCUACUUCAGGCAGGCUUUGGAACAGAUGCACACCCUCUACGCCCAUGAGGCCAUCAAAGUACGGAUUCUGGAUGAGCUCACUCCUGAGACGUGGAAACAUCCAGGAACGGUGCUGGUUUUCUCGGAUCAGGCAGGCGGUCUCAUUGCCGUCUCCAUUGACCAGCUUAGAGCGAAUAGCACCCCGUAUUUGCUGAGAGGGUGGUGCCAAGCUGAACGCCAGUGGGCCCGGCUUCGGAUCUCGUUAGAAGCCUGUGUUCCCAUGCCGCCAGACCUCUUCCGUCGCAAGAUGGAGGAACAGGGGCUUCGUUUCACCCACCAUGAUGACAAAGAGACCGUGUUGAAGCUUCAAGCUCAGGUCUUCGCAGAAAAGGUGCGGACCACCAAGCAGCUGAUGGCAGAAAACUUGGAUGAAGAGGCUCUCAACACUCUUUGCGCCGCUUUGCCGUUCUAUGUCGAUCUGGAUGAGAUUGUGGUGAAUGGCAACGUAUUGCCAAGGAAUGCAGCUGUGGCAGUUGCCAAUACGAAUGCUCGCUCCUUUCAGAUGGAGUCAUGCGGGCUGAAAGAUGAAGAUGUCGAAGACAUUGUGGCCAGCUUGCUUCAUUGCAACAAAGUAGAGGAACUCAGGCUCGCGCACAACGACAUCGGGCACAGAGGCCUCCAAGCCUUACGAGAGUUGAAGAAAGCGAAGCCGGAUUUGUACAUCGAUGUACAGCUCGAUGACCAAGAAGUACGACAUGGAUAUUCUCUGAAUGCUUCCGCCAGGAUGACCCCAGAAAUGGCGAAUUAA
This is a messenger RNA of Durusdinium trenchii, 3621 nucleotides long. Lineage: Eukaryota; Dinophyceae; Suessiales; Symbiodiniaceae. The record is from the annotation of a GenBank genome assembly.